Oncorhynchus gorbuscha (pink salmon) is the source of this 3359-nucleotide messenger RNA. Its product is annotated as transient receptor potential cation channel subfamily M member 7-like. Gene Ontology annotation, cellular component: apical plasma membrane. The transcript is spliced from 9 exons. Gene Ontology annotation, molecular function: monoatomic cation channel activity. Gene Ontology annotation, biological process: monoatomic cation transmembrane transport. The record is from RefSeq and is a predicted model, not a curated record. NCBI's taxonomy places the organism in Eukaryota, Metazoa, Chordata, Actinopteri, Salmoniformes, Salmonidae. Bases 2186 to 3196 code for a protein of 336 amino acids.
UUGGUUUUUGCUCUGACGUGCACUGUCAACUGUGGGACCAACAGGUGUGCCUUUCCAAAUCAUGUCCAAUCAAUUUAAUUUACCACAGGUAGACUCCAGUGAAGGUGUAGAAACAUCUCAAGGAUCAUCAAUGAAAUAGGAUGCACCCGAGCUUAAUUUCAAGUCUCAUAGCAAAGCGUCUGAAUACUUAUGUAAAUAAGGUUUUUCUGUUAGACUUUUAAUACAUUCGCAAGAAUUUCUUAACCUGUUUUCGCUUUGUCAUUAUGAGGUAUUGUGUUAAUUUUAGAAUAAGGAUGUAACGUAACAAAAUGGGAAAAGUAAAGGGGUCUGAAUACUUUCCGAAUGCACUAUACAUACCAGGGCUACAGUGUCAUUACCAUGGAAAUACAACUAUAUCUAUAUGGCUUACAGCAUGAAACCAGAGUAAAAUUAUUUCCACCAGUCGGGACCGGCAGGGGCGAACUGGCCAUCUGGCAUUUGAGCCAAAUGCCUGAUGGGCUGGUCCAUUUUUGGUCCACUGGGCCUGUCUAACUAGUUACUUUUUUUUGUUUGCAAAAUGAUCAUUACUUGGCUUAUAAUGGGGGCCUCGAGGAAAAAAUGGGCUGGUGGGGGGGCCUUGGAUAAUAGGCCGAUGUGUCAAAUACCAGUCCGCCCCUGGGGACCGGUAUUUGUAAGAGCUUUUAUACACUGAACACUAAUUGUUUUAUUACUUUUAGGGGAGAAAUCAUUGACAUGGCGUCAUUAAACGGCAUUCAGUGCUCCUUUUUUUAUCUUCAUGUAGCCUACAGUAUAUUGUAUUGGGAUGAAAUGUGUGUUGUAUGCAGCUAGUUGUUGGUACAUUAACCCACCCUGGCUACUUUGAUGGUUUUUCAAAGUGAAUGGACUAUUUGAACUAAACCUAAACUAUGCUUUUCCUCUAGCUGGGCUUGCUGUUGGUCAUAGCUAGCUGUUGGAUUCUUACUUUAAAUUGCAUUCCAAAUAGAUGGAUUUAUUGAUGAAAGAAUUUGUAUUAAUCAAUGAAUGUCUAUGUUAAGUCAAACAUACGGAAGUUGUUACUCUGUUUACAAGUCUGCUCUUCAGUCUGUAAACUGCCGCUCAACAUGUUGUAUACAGUACCAGUACAUUCUUUGUGAGGUAUUUUUUUCACUUUGUCAUUGCAGAGUAUUUUGUGUAGAGAGGUGAGGGGGAUUUUUCUUUUUGUCCAUUUUGAAUUUAGGCUGCAACACAAUUUGUUUUUGUUAAGUCAAGUGGUAUGAAUCCUUUCUGAAGGCACUGUAGGUAACACAAGGCAAGUUUGAGGUCUGUGUUGGUCUAUACAGUUAUCCCUUUGUACAAUAAAACUAUUAUUAUGUAUACUGUUUAUUGUUGAAAUGACCAAUGGGUGGCUGCUGCACUCCCUUAAAGAAUGGAGUGCAGCAGACCACAACUCAUUCCAUGGGUGUUGGGUGAAGUGUGAUCGAUGGCACACAUGUUUACUACACUGACAGCCAUGUUCUUUGACCAAACAGGGCCAUAACAUUGUCCCAAAGUGCACUUUCACCCCCCCCCCCAUUAGGGAUUUAAAAGCAUUUGAUUGGUGGUUAUGAUGAGCACUAGCUGUAUGCAGCACCACCAACUCUUAGUGAAGUGGUAAAUGGAGAACAGGAGUUCCAAAUCUUAGCCUUUUUUCAAUUGCGAAAUCUACCGCGAAGAGUUUUGAAAUCUGCCACAUCCCCUUUGAAUCAGCCAUUAUUUUCUCAUGUAGAAUAGCAUGCCCACAUUUAGAAACGAUACACAACUUAUCCUUUUAUAUAUAAAAUAUGUAGCAUAACUAGCUACAUUUCUUUUGACCACUACACACAUGUAUUUUUGGGGAUCUUCCUCUGUAAAUGUAACUUUCCUGAUGACAUGCUAGUGGGACAGGAGAGUCAUUUCAUACAAGCACAUAUGUUUUCUCUACUCAACUAACUUUGACCUUUUCCAAAAGGAGGCGAUGAGAGGACGCAAGGAAUAGAGCAAUCCAAUUGAGAUUCUCCCAGUGUGUUUAUGGUGGAGGAAAGCAUGAGAUCUUCAAAGCCUUUGAGAAGGAAUGACUGACCCUUGGACCAACGCCUGUCUCUAACAAUGAUCAGCCAAUGAGAGAGCAGGGGAGCUGAAUGACCCAUGAGUUUAAUUACUGUAUCGGAUACCUGUGUCAAGUAUACGUAUGGACCUAUGUUAUGAUCAUUUAUGUGCCUAUAUGAAUUCAGUUUCUACAAUGUCACGGAGAUCUUGGAUUGAAGAUACCUUCUGCAAGAGAGCAUGUGGUAAAUUCAUCCCAGCAUGUCGAGACCUACACAGAUGUUUUCCAAUGUGUCAAGUAUGCCAAAACCUAAUAAGAUGCUGCUGUGGACGUCUGGUAGGGGAGCACACCUUACUGGAGACUGGCCCUUCCAUGUUCAGCUGGCCUGGGCCUGGGACAGGGCAGCAAGAGGAGUGGUCAGUGGAGUCCCACACACAAACCAGUGCCACUGAUGCCUAUGGAACCAUUGACUUCCAGGACAGUGCUGGACGUAACUGCCAUGCCAAGUAUGUUCGUGUUGCGGUCGAUGCCAAGGCUGAGGCUCUGCUGCAGCUGAUGCGGAGUGAAUGGCAGAUGGAACGGCCUAAACUACUGCUGACGGUUCAUGGGGGGACAGAGAACUUCCCCCUCCCUCUCAAGGUUAGACAGGCCUUCAGCAAAGGCCUGAUCACAGCAGCCCAGAGCACUGGAGCCUGGAUACUCACAGACGGCAUCAACACAGGUGUGUCCCGGUACGUAGGGGAGGCUGUGAAAACAUAUGGCACCCAUGACCUCAGGAAGAGGAACGCUGUAGGGGUCACGCCCUGGGGUGUAAUUGACAAUCACAGUGACCUUAUAGGGAGAGAUGUGCUCAGGCCCUACCAGCCUCUGGGAAACCCCUUGAGUAAGAGGGUGUGUCUGAACGGCCUGCACUCCCACUUCUUGUUAGUGGACGAUGGAACUCUGGGAAAACAUGGCUGCCAGCUGGGACUCAGGAGGAAGCUGGAGAGGCACAUUCAACUGCAGAAGAUCCACCCUCGGUUUAACCAGGGUGUGCCAGUGGUGUGUGUGGUGGUGGAGGGCGGCCUUGACAUUGUGUCCAUGGUGCUGGAGUACGUGAGCAGUGUGCCCCCCCGUGCCUGUGUUUGUCUUCGAGGGAUCAGGUCGGGCAGCUGACCUGCUGGCAUUCUUACACAAACAGACUGCUAUUGACAGGCAGCUGGACACAGACAUCCAGGAGGACUUUCUGCUGAGGAUAGGGGGCAUGUUUGGUCUGGAGAGAGCAGACGCCAGCCAGCUCUACGACCUUCUGAUGGAGUGUAUGGACUACAGACAGUCU